Molecule: messenger RNA, 1342 nt
Organism: Drosophila eugracilis
Lineage: Eukaryota; Metazoa; Arthropoda; Insecta; Diptera; Drosophilidae
Product: plant intracellular Ras-group-related LRR protein 7
Exons: 3
Coding region: 253-1278 (341 amino acids)
Molecular function (GO): protein binding
Source: RefSeq, a predicted model, not a curated record
GCAACAUAUGGGAGCAGAUAUACUGAGCUAUUUAUGCAUAUAUAGACUCACAGAAUCAUUAUAUAAUAUGCACCCAAAACAAACGAAAAAAUGUGCAAGAGAGGCAAUAUUUCAAAACUAAACAUUUCGAAUCCUGAAAAAUAAGAUACGUUUUGCCAAAAACCCAGUACGUUUUCAGAAGUGUGUUAAAUUUUUUUUGGAACUAAAAUCUGCAAAAUUUAAGUACUACAGAAAAAAAAGUUUUAAAACGAAAUGGAAAAGGUUUGCCAGUUUUUUCGAAACAACUAUGUGCUGGCCAACUGCGAGGAUGCUAUCUACAAAAGGUCGUUCUCCCUGAAUUUAUCUCACUACCAAAUGUCCGAAGUUCCGGACAUCAUCGAGCAGUGCGAGACGCUGAUGAAGCUAUUCCUCAACCAAAACAAGUUGACAAAGAUUCCAUCAUCCAUUGGCAGUUUGAUGCGUCUGCAAGUCCUCACUUUGGAUUACAAUAAACUGAAUGAAUUCCCGCUCUGCGUAUGCCGCCUGGUCCGUCUAAAGUUUCUCAACAUCAGCUGCAAUAGCAUAUGUUAUUUGCCUCCGGAAUUUGGCUAUCUGACCCAGUUAGAAACCUUCUGGUGCAAUAAUACCGGACUUUUGGAACUACCCUCUGAAAUUCGGAACUGCGAACACCUCGAAACGUUGGGAGUGAGAGGUAAUCCUUUGAAGCGGUUGCCCGACGCUAUUGGUGCUCUGUCGUCGCUCCGUUGGUUCACCGCCGAAGGCUGCGAGCUCAACGAUGUUCCAUUGACAAUGGCAUUGCUGGGAAAUUUGGUGCACCUGAAUCUCAAGGGGAAUAGACUGAAACGAUUGCCCAGGAUGCUAAUGGCCAUGCAAAAGCUGCGAUUCGUCUUCCUUAACGAGAACAAAAUUGACGAGCUGCCUACGAGAUCACAGUUGGAAGAACUGAGCACACUUCAUAUGCUAAACUUGUCCAAGAAUCCUAUUAGCCUUCAUCACGACCUGCAGCUAAUGGCUUUGCGCCAGACGAACCUCUAUGUGGAUAUGCCGGUAGAUCCGACCUUACCCUGCGAUGGCCUUUCCAGUCGAGCUAGUCUCAACACACAGGAUCAGCAGGAGGAUCAGGCUCGAGGAGCUGGUCAAGAUAUAGAUUCCUCCGACUGGGCUAACAGUGUGCGCACUAGCGAACUGGACACAACGGAUGAGAGUACGCUGGAGAACAAUAUCGAGGACCUGAGUGUCAUGCUGCCGGAAAUGUCCCGCUUUGUUACCACCUUUUAAGAAACAUCAUUUUGAUGGAAGUGUGAUAUUAUGUAGCACGCAUAAAACUGUGGUUUAUUCCCUA